AUGAUUCAAUUCAUAUCGACUCUCUCCUUGGUUGAAUACAAUCAACCUCCCCCGAAAGCCGUUCCAGCGCAGCCUGGCACUCCUGAUCCCUUCCGAGAAUUCUUCCUCCAGCUUCAAGCGCAUGCAACGCCAGGACUUUCUAGCUGGGGGAAGAGUCCAGCCAAGGGCAAGAUUCCAGGCUUGAGAAAGGACGACACAGCAAAGAAGCAAGAGUGUGUCAUCUGCGUGGAAGAGAAACCUCUUCAACACUUCCCCAAAAUCACAGAUUCAUGUCAACACCCAGAUCAAAUAUGCCUAGUAUGCGUGCAGAACUGGCUGGCACGCGAAGCAGAUAAUACAGACUGGGACAAGAUACAUUGCGUGGCCUGCAAAGAAAUUGUUCCCUACAACCAUAUGAAGAGACUAAUGACAAAAGCCGCAUUCGAGAAGUACGACCAAUAUUCCCGCAACGCAACCUUGAGCAAGAUGCCCAAUUUUCGCUGGUGUAUAUCAUCAUCCUGCUCUUCUGGCCAGAUCCACGAAAUCGACACUGAUGGAUACAUCUUCUAUUGCGGAGCAUGCUAUACCAAAACUUGCGUUAUUCACAAUGUCCCUUGGCAUGAAGGAGAAACUUGCACAGAGUAUGACUACAGGCAAGAUCCGAAGGUGAAAGCGGCGGAGGAACGAGCUUCCAAGAUUGAGAUUAAGGGAAGUUCGAAACCGUGUCCGGGACCAGGGUGUAAGGUUAAUAUUACGAGGAAUGGAGGUUGUGAACACAUGAAAUGUGAGCUUAUUUUCGAGUUGUGGGAUGCGAGGGUGAAUGAGAAUGCUGAUAGUAGACAGGUACGAGAUGUAAUUAUGAGUUCUGUUGGCAGUGUUUGGCGGAUUUCGAUCAGAUUCGGAAGAAUGGGAAUUCGUUCCAUGAGAAGAGUUGCAAGUUGCACUCGGAGAAUUUGCCAGAUCAUUAGCAUCAUUCAUUACUGGUAG
Mollisia scopiformis is the source of this 966-nucleotide messenger RNA. RefSeq lists its product as uncharacterized. Gene Ontology annotation, cellular component: ubiquitin ligase complex; cytoplasm. NCBI's taxonomy places the organism in Eukaryota, Fungi, Ascomycota, Leotiomycetes, Helotiales, Mollisiaceae. The coding region runs from base 1 to 966 and encodes 321 amino acids. The transcript is spliced from 2 exons. The record is from RefSeq and is a predicted model, not a curated record. Gene Ontology annotation, biological process: protein polyubiquitination; positive regulation of proteasomal ubiquitin-dependent protein catabolic process; ubiquitin-dependent protein catabolic process. Gene Ontology annotation, molecular function: ubiquitin conjugating enzyme binding; ubiquitin protein ligase activity; zinc ion binding.